AUGACUAAGGCCCCUUUCUCCGUGGAAUGGUUGUCCCAGAGCAGCCAAGCUCUCAAGAGCCCCACCGAGGGCUCUCCACACCGAGCAUCGCCCGCGGGCCACCGGCCCGGCUCCGGCUCCGGCUCCGGCUCCAGCCUGGGCCGGAGCGAGCGGAGCCAGGAUCGGCCGGCGGGCCCGCGGGACGGGCGGGGCGGCAGGAGCGGGGAGCGCAUGGACACCACUCCCGCCGCAGGGGUGCCGGAGGAGGGUCCCGAGUGCCCGGGCCCCGAGGAGCCGUGCGGGCGCGGCGGGCGGCGGCUGCGCACGGCGUUCAGCGCCGAGCAGAUCAGCACGCUGGAGAGCUCCUUCCAGCGGCAGCAGUACCUGGGCGCGGCCGAGCGCCGGCAGCUGGCGGGCAGGAUGCGCCUCUCCGAGGUGCAGAUCAAGACCUGGUUUCAGAACCGGCGGAUGAAGCUGAAGCGGCAGCUGCAGGAGCUGAGGACGGAGCCGUUCUGCGGCCCCGCGCUCCCUUACGGACCUCAGGGCGCCGUGGUGCCCUUGCCGCUCGCAUGCGUGGCCCGGGCAGGGGCCGCCUCCGAGGGCUGCGCUCUGGCGGCGCUGCCGCCACCCGCCCUGGACCUCAGCAGCGCCUGCCGGGCGCAGCCGCUCGGCUUUUGGGCAGCACCCUGCUUCGUGGGGUACCGCGACCCCAGAGCUUUCUUGCUGGGUGUCUGA
Molecule: messenger RNA, 714 nt
Organism: Ficedula albicollis (Collared flycatcher)
Lineage: Eukaryota; Metazoa; Chordata; Aves; Passeriformes; Muscicapidae
Product: homeobox protein MSX-2-like
Exons: 3
Coding region: 1-714 (237 amino acids)
Biological process (GO): regulation of transcription by RNA polymerase II
Molecular function (GO): RNA polymerase II cis-regulatory region sequence-specific DNA binding; DNA-binding transcription factor activity, RNA polymerase II-specific
Source: RefSeq, a predicted model, not a curated record